Aegilops tauschii subsp. strangulata is the source of this 1035-nucleotide messenger RNA. RefSeq lists its product as uncharacterized. NCBI's taxonomy places the organism in Eukaryota, Viridiplantae, Streptophyta, Magnoliopsida, Poales, Poaceae. The record is from RefSeq and is a predicted model, not a curated record.
UCGUUGGCUCAACGUGACGGGAGCCCAUAGGUGUCCCGGAAUUAUGCACAACCGCCGGCGUGCGCUUGUCCCUGCGUGCGAGAUCUCGUUCCCAUCCGAAUCCGACCGAGACGGUGGGCGGGGCCGUCGGGCCAGUGGGCGGGGCCCACGGUUUCGGGGCCCGGGAGGAAUCCCGGGCAGCUGCCCGCGGGCAGGCCAUGCCCGUAUAAAGCCAGGGGUAUUCGCCGGGGCAACGCAGUUUGCCGCUCUCGGCACCUCCUCUCGCCCGGGCAGCUGCUUCCAUCCCCCGCUUUCAGAUUUCUAGACACUCGACAGAAAUGGCUUCCAACUACGUGGACACCACGGGGGAGGAGGGGAGGUUCCACACCCACGGCCACCACAGCAACAGCACCACGCCGACCGGUGAGGCAGCGUCGCCCAAGAAUACACGGAGGAGGUGGCCCGGGUCGGCGUCGGCGCCGUCCGGCGCAGGCCACGGGCCUGCUUCCAAGUGCGUCUGCGCGCCGGCCACCCACGUCGGGUCCUUCAAGUGCCGUUUCCACCGCACCAACUCUCAGGGCCACGGCCACGGCCAGGGCCAGGGAAGCCGCCCUUCUUCGCCUCCUUCACCGGCCGCGGCCAACGCAGUGCCGCGGCACCCGGCCUCGCCGUCCUCGUCCUCCGGCACCGUCGCGACCCAGUGACGUGACCCAAGUAUCAGCCUCGAAAAUCAAGAACGCUCGACAACAGAGAGGGACGGGAAGGUCAUAUACAUGUCAUAAGAAAGGGAGUUUAUUUACUGCUCCCUCGAUGUAUUGUGUCAAUUGGAGAACUCUUGUUUUCUCUCUCCCCCCUCCCCCCACACCCACCCCGUCUUUUGUUGGGAUCUCCCUUGGAUCGAAUGGACUUUCCUCUCCAUGAAAGGAAAUUAUCCUGCUUGCCUGCUUCUCCCCACCCUUCAUUUGAGAUGGAGUCAUAUUGGUCAGAGUAUGAGCUUGUGUGGCGCUCUCUUGUGAUUACCUUUUCAGUUAAAUCCAUGCUUCUUGCCUGAUUUAA